This is a messenger RNA of Oikopleura dioica, 2976 nucleotides long. The record is from the annotation of a GenBank genome assembly. Lineage: Eukaryota; Metazoa; Chordata; Appendicularia; Copelata; Oikopleuridae.
AUGAGUUCGUUUUUUCACUCGACCCCUUCGGCCGUCAAAAACCUUCUCGGCUGGAAGCAAGGCGAUGAGGAAGAGAAAUGGGCCGAAUGCGCCAUUCAAACGCUCGUCAAAAAGCUCCGAAAGAAGAAAGGUGCCAUAGAGGCGCUAGAAAAGGCACUCAAACACGGGAAAGAUCCACAAGUUUACACAGAAUGCAUAACAAUACAACGGAGUCUGGACGGCAGAUUGCAGAUUAAUCAUCGAAAGGGACUACCGCAUGUGAUUUAUUGUCGAGUUUGGCGCUGGCCGGAUUUACAGAGCCACCAUGAGUUGAAAGCAACGCCACACUGCAAGUUUCCCUACGACACGAAGCAUCAAAAAGACGUCUGCAUCAACCCUUAUCACUACACGCGCGUUGAGACUCCCAUGCUGCCGCCGGUCUUGGUCCCCCGUGAGAACCACUUUGGCGUGCCUGGAUACAGCAUGCUUCACGGCAAUCAACAGCAUCGACUGCCUGUCCAACCUCUGAACAAUUCGAACAACAACUUUCAUCAAACAGGACAAUUUCCAAACUAUCCCCAAUAUCCUGGAGGACCAACAAACUCGCCUCACUUUGGUCAUGGAGGGCCACCCAGAAGUCCUAAUCCCCAGGGUCAGCCUCCGCAAUACAACUUUCACUCGCCUCCUAGAAGCCAACCAAUCCCUCCAUCGAAUUUGCCAUCACCUUCUACGCCUUCUUCCGUUCAUCAGACCUUACCACCAUCGCAUAGCGGCUCCUAUCUGCAACACAACCAGUUCCAACCUAGACCUUCGUUUCCAAAUGGAAAUCCGCUUUACGCACAUUCGCCGCAUUCUCCCUCACCACGACAGUUCCAUCCCCAAUCGAUGGUGCCUCCUCAUUCUCAAUCAUCGCCGCAAUCUCUUGGACCGUUCGGACAAUCUCCUGGAGCUGUUUCCCCGCCCCCGACAACCGGCCCCAUUCAUUCAUCAUCUCCUCUCCAUUCCCAAUCUCCACUCAGUCAGAGCUCUAGUUUCAACUCUCCGUUCCAGCCUUCUUCUCCCCAGAGCCCCGUUCAACGACCUAACAUCGCGCCUUUCAUCAAAACUCAGCCGGAUUCUCCAUCUCCAAGCUCUCCUGGUUCGGACGAAUCAAUGUCGGCUAACUCGCCUCAGCCGAAACCCCGGGUGAACAGCACAAUCUCUACUCAGGACGUUUCGCCAGUUCACUAUGCCGAGCCUAAGUGCUGGUGCCAGAUCACUUAUUACGAAUUAAAUCAUCGAGUCGGCGUUCCGUUCGACUGUGAGAGUAAAGCCAUUACUGUAGAUGGCUUUACGGAUCCGUCAUCUGGAGCCAAUCGAUUCUGCCUUGGAUUGCUCUCUAAUGUCAACCGGAAUUCUACGAUAGAAAAUACGAGGCGGCACAUUGGAAAAGGAGUCCAUCUGUAUUAUACCGGCGGCGAAGUGUUCGCCGAAUGUCUUUCUGAUGCAGCAAUAUUCGUUCAAAGCCAGAAUUGCAAUCACACGCACAGUUUUCAUCCGACUACUGUUUGCAAGAUACCCCCUGGAAACUCAUUAAAAAUCUUCAAUAACCAGGGAUACAUACAAGACACAAAUACAGCCUUCCUGGCGUCAACCCUUUUCAAAAACGGAAUCAAAUUGAGCCAAAUCGCGGUCCUUCCAGACGAUAAAAACCUCAUUGCCGAGCAAGUAGCACUUUUUUCGCGUAAAUUCGACGUGGUAAUUACUUCUGGCGGCAUUGGUCCAACCCAUGAUGAUAUUACCUUCGAAUCUGUCGCUGCGGCCUUUGAUGAGGACGUAGAGGUCGAUUCUGAAUUAGCAAAGAUUGUUAGGAAGAUUUUUGGCAACGUAGAGGACGAUUCACCCCACAUGAAAUUGUGCACAAUUCCGCAGUCCUCUAAAUUGCUAUUCAAAGGGCCCGAUGGGACUCCUUUUCGCUACCCUAUCGUGACUGUCAAUAAUGUCUACGUACUGCCCGGCAUUCCAUCUCUUUUCGAGCGCGCAAUAUCCAACAUCGUCGGAUACUGGGCUCAAGAUAUAACUCUUCAUAAGAAAACAAUCCGACUGAAGUGUCACGAGACAGAAGUGGCCGAUGUUCUUACAGACGCUUCAAAGUUGUUUUCAGAUGUAAAUAUCGGCUCCUAUCCGAGCUGGACAAAUAACUACGAAAAAGUGCUGAUAACAAUCGAUAGCGAUAAUUUGGAAAGAGUCCAAGAUUGCCAGAACUAUCUAAAAGAGCGAAUAGAGUCGGGAAAAAUGGUCGACGAAAACAUUAACUGCGAGCCUUGGACCCUCGAGGGAGCCGAUGUGCUGAAACUUCUAGAGGAAGAUUCUGCUCUCGGCGGGAAAGUAAGAAAGGCGAUGGAAGUGAUUGAGAGCGCCAUGGAAAAAUAUGGCGAUGGAUUGAGUUUGGCUUUCAACGGCGGCAAGGAUUGUACAGUUCUUCUUCAUUUAUACUUUGCCGCGUUGAAGAAAAACAAAUCGACGACGAGGAUAAAGUCGAUUUACAUCGAAUCCGACAAGGCGGAAAUGUUCGAGGAGAUGGACGAGUUUUUGGAGAUUUCGCACAAAAGAUAUGGCAUCGAUGUGAUACGAACCAACGGUGGAAUCAAGGAAGCCUUGUUCAAAAUCAAAGAAUCUCACCCUGAAAUCAAAGCUAUUCUAAUGGGUACUCGUUUCGAUGAUCCGCAUGGAAAAUAUCUUCAAGAUUUUUCACCAACAGACACAGAUAAAGGUUGGCCUGAAUACAUGCGAGUGAAUCCGAUUCUAACUUGGGAUUAUACAGAUAUUUGGGGCUUUCUUCGUAAACUUUACGUUCCUUACUGUAUUCUUUACGACCGCGGAUACAGUUCCAUUGGCCCGAAAUCGAAAACAUUUCCAAAUCCAGACCUCGUUUCCAAGGACGCCACUGGAAAAGUGAUCGUUAAACCAGCGUAUACUUUGGUCAACAAUGAACUUGAGCGAUCCGGGCGAAACUGA